Molecule: messenger RNA, 2350 nt
Organism: Dendronephthya gigantea
Lineage: Eukaryota; Metazoa; Cnidaria; Anthozoa; Malacalcyonacea; Nephtheidae
Product: transmembrane and coiled-coil domain-containing protein 4-like
Exons: 3
Coding region: 192-1853 (553 amino acids)
Source: RefSeq, a predicted model, not a curated record
AACAAAUUCUCUCCAAACAUGGCUGUCACAAAUUCAGGAGUGGAAUAUCGAGAAAGGGUUUGCGGUGGCUGUCUUGUGAUAUUAUACACAUAUUAAAGGAGAUUCAUGACCCGACCGUCAAGGCGUCAAAUAGGAUGAAAUAGCCGUCGCGCUCUCCUUUAUACUAGUAAAGUAUGUCACAUCAUUGAGGUAUGGCAGCUAGCAAAGAUCAAGUUGAAGAACUCUGUCCUCAUAUAACUCUAACAGAUGUUGGAAAAUACUCUUUGGCACAACUUUGUGUGUACAUUUUGUCUAAUAUAAAUGAAACCCAAUCCGAUGUUGUUUGGUCUCAAUCAUAUAUUUCAAAAAUUGUUGAAGAUUUAGGUCUGCCCUUGUCUGUAGCAACAUCGUUCCAUUUGAUGCUAGAUGAAACCGAGGGAAGUGAGGAUGAUAAAAACAUUGAACUAUUGGUAAAUACUCUAAAAGAUGAGGCAAGUCUUAGUGAGGACAUCAGUUUAUUGGGUCAGGAAUUGAUUCGUUUAUCCAUAAAGCAAGGAGGCUAUGAUGCAAGAGCAAGGGUUUUGAUUUAUAUUUUUGCAUGUAAAUUGGGAACAAGAGAAGAGGAGAUUGAAUCAUAUGAAGAUGACUUAGCAGAUCGUUUGAAUGUUCUUAUUGAACAAGAUACAGAAGUUCAUGAAGAAGCUGACAAAAGGAAGUCGUACAGGAAAAAGAAAAAAGCAUUUAUGAUAGGGCUUGGGGUUGUUGCAGGUGGAGCAAUUAUUGGACUAACUGGAGGAUUAGCUGCUCCUGUUGUUGCUGCAAGUGCAGGUGCAUUGAUUGGAGGAGGGGGAGCAACAUUCUUAGCCUCAUCUGCUGGAAUAGCAUUUAUCACAUCUGUAUUUGGAGCAACAGGUGCAGGUCUAACCGGUUAUAAGAUGAGUCGACGUGUUGGUAUGACUGAGGAGUUUAGUUUUUUACAUCUGUCCGACUGUAUGCACCGUUUGCACGUGACAAUAUGUGUAUCUGGCUGGCUAAUGGAAAGUGGCACUGUAGAGUUUAUCACCCAGUGGUCAGCACUUUCACCAUCACUAGAAGCUUACUCAUUAGUGUGGGAAAGUAAAUUCUUGUUAGAAUUGGGCUCAGCAAUUCGGGAUAUAAUUACGACGAAUGUGUUAGGUACAGCAGCAACAGAAGCUCUCAAAUAUACUGUUUUGCAAGGUAUCAUGGCAGCUAUUGCAUGGCCUGUCACUCUAUUGAGUGCUGCGUACUUGAUCGAUAAUCCCUGGAGUGUGUGUGCUAGCCGUGCUAAAGAAGUUGGCAAAGAACUAGCACGAGUUCUAUUAUUACGCAAUCAAGGAAAACGCCCAGUAAAUCUGGUUGGUUUCAGCCUGGGUGCACGUGUAAUAUACUAUUGUUUGGAAGAGCUCAGUGCACACGCUGACUCCGGGGGAAUAGUUCAGAAUGUGAUAGUACUCGGAGCACCAGUAAGCGGAAAUGCUGACAAGUGGCAAAGACUUACAGAUGUUGUUGCUGGUACAAUUUUUAACGGGUUUUGCCGUAAAGAUUGGUUCCUGAGAUUCAUCUAUAGAGCUUCUUCAUUGCGUGCUUCCAUUGCUGGUUUAUGCGAGAUUCCUUGGAAGAGCAAGAAGAUGAUCAACCUUGAUCUCACUGAAAUCAUUAACGGUCAUAUGGACUAUUCUGAUCCUGAAAAUCUAAGAAUAAUUUUUGAAAUGAUCGGAGUAAGAACGAACAGCAAUAAAAGGCGAUUAUCCAUUGAUUCCAAAGAGGAUUCUACGUAUUGUUUUGUUGAUCAUAUGCCAGAGAAGCAAACAGAUACUGCCAGCAACACUCCUGUCGCUGAAGAUAUCACUUAGUGUAUUAAAACAACAUGUUGAAGAACAAUGGCAUUCUCUGUUUGAAGCUUAAUUCUGACAAUCGGACAUCUGACAAUGAAACUGUUAAUAGCUAAGUUGUAAAACAUAAACGUGGACAAAAGCAAUUGUAAAACAUAGCCAUAUGGUAAGAGUUAGAUUUACCCAUCCUUUUCUCCAUGUUUUAACGGAAGAAACCGUCAUUAGGCGGAAGAAUGACAGACUGCUUUAAUAGAUAAAGGCUCGUCUGCGGGCGUUUUAUCAACAGCCACAGAUAAAGGCUCAUUUGCGGACAUUUCACCAACGGAUUUCCUGAAGUAGGUCAACAACAACUUAGUGUGACUAAAGCUAUAAAAGCAUUACAAGGAAUCAAGUUCCAUCAGGCUACUGAACAUUGUCAUUGCUGACAUCGCAGUAAUACCGUUUAUGGCUUCUCUUUUAAACUUUUGCCUUGCAAAUAUGUGUGGGUUUUAAUAAAUGUGAGGGGUUGCAUAUGAUAU